Beta vulgaris subsp. vulgaris (sugar beet) is the source of this 631-nucleotide messenger RNA. RefSeq lists its product as uncharacterized. NCBI's taxonomy places the organism in Eukaryota, Viridiplantae, Streptophyta, Magnoliopsida, Caryophyllales, Amaranthaceae. The record is from RefSeq and is a predicted model, not a curated record. Bases 1 to 366 code for a protein of 121 amino acids. Gene Ontology annotation, cellular component: endoplasmic reticulum. The transcript has 4 exons.
AUGAAGCCGCGACAGAACCUAGUGUUGAAGAACCUCAACACCUGGCUCGUCUUUAUUGGCCUCACCGUGUAUGAUGUGAGCCUUGUGGACAAGACCUGGCCUAUGGAUUCCUUUGAUGUAGUUGGUGGCAACUUUUCGAGAUCGUGGGAUAGCCUUGACGCUGGAGCUGUCGUUUCUCAUUAUGUUGAGUUGGAGCCAAGAGUGAAAGGUCUAUUUCAGGGCUCCCCAGCCGUGAUCACGUUCCACAUCCCCAACAAGGUUGAACAUGUGGUUGCAUACUCUACCCCCAUGUUUCUGUUGAACAUGCUUGGAGAAACUAUACCAGAUAACAAGCUUGACGCAACAAUCUUUUUUUCAAUAUCUUAGUCUUAUUAGACUAUUUGGGACUGUAAUUGUUUGCCUUCCAUAUUGGUUAAGGUUUGUUGUUUGUAUAUAAUUAUAUUAUGAUUAAAUGGGCUUUGAGUAACUAAUGUUUCCAUGUUUUGUUGAAUCAUUUCCUGGUGAUUUUUGGAUGGCGGAAACCAACUUUCUCAUGCAAAGUUUAGUUUCAUGGUUUACUGUUUUUAGUACUCUAUGCAAUCUCUUCAAGAGGGAUGUUUAUGGUCAUAAAUUUUUGGAUGUAUUCUAGAGC